UGUUUGGCAGAAAUUUCUACAUUGUGAAGGAAAACUAUGUKCACCAAAAGAAGCUGAAGAAGAUGGGUGGUUCAAGUUCAACUCUUCGCGGUUCAAGAUUUUUUACGACAAAAGGAAAUGGCACAAAGCUCAAGCUCAUUGUAACUCUCUUGGCGGCGACUUGGCGUCCUUUGGAUCACGCACAGAAUACCAAUUUAUUCAAGAAACCUUUUUUUACCAUGAUUUCUUAAUCAGCACACGCCUCGAAACUUACAGUUUGCACAGGGGGGCAGUAAUAGUAACCAAAGACUCCCGAAAGGCCAUAUAUUUUGACGGAAUUGAUGACUAUGCAACAAUACCAAAGUUCGACAUUCGUAAAAGCGACUUUACUAUCGCAUUCUGGUUUAAGGGUGGAGCAAGUAGUUAUGGAUUUUGGAACAUCUUCAACGACAAAAAGGGCAGCAAAAAUAAGCAGUUCUCCAUAUAUAUUUGGUCAGGCAGUAUGAGCUUCCCUUUUUACAAUACUCACGGUAACUUCUUGUGCACGGGAAUAGGUUUGAAAUCAACUAGUCAUUUUCCCAUCGGAAACUGGUAUCACAUGACUGUGACUUGGAAUAGACAGGCUAAGGUGUGCAAAUCAUACGUUAAUGCAGUUCUGAAGAGAACUGGGGUUUCGAUUGAAUCAAACUUGGACCUGCAUGAAACUGGAGAGUCGUUUUAUGAAAUUGGUGGAGAAGACGGGAUGUUCAAAGGGUGGAUAAGUGAAUUAGUUGCUCUUCCGCAAGAGUUGAAGCAGUACGAAGUCGAGAAUUUAAAAGACGGUCGGUAUUUUGGAGCAUGGAUUGGAUUAAAUGAUAUCGACAAGGAAGGUACCCUCAAGUGGUCUAACAGCAAACCGCUGACAUACAUGUCUGCAGUACAAAAUCAAGACCCUGUCAAGGAUUGUGUGUAUUUGAGAAAGGACAGUGGAUCGAUUCUAACUUGGAGUCUAGAGACAUGCUCUGACGAACAUCCAUUUAUUUGCGAAAGAAUUUGAAUGGAAAUCAAUUAAUUGAUUAUGUUCACACAAAAAUAGGGUUCUCGCAUAUAAACAGCUUCGUCAGUUUCCGAACGUUUCGUCUUAUUUUAGCACCAUUCAAGUAUAGACAAYAAUGACAUCAUUACACUUAGACCUACUGAUCGUCUUUAGCCCGUUCACUUGAUUAACCACAGAAAGAACUUGCAUGUAUUACAAGGCAUCACAUGCUAUCAGCCAUAGGCACAUAAGGAUGCACAAACGUUUACAAGAAAAUUGUGUUGAUUCUGUUUUAACAUAAUCUGUACGAUAUGUCCUUAUUAUGAUAACGCUUUGAUCACAAAUAUGACGGUGAUCGAAUAGCAAAUGCAUGUUGUUUUUUUGGUGACGAACAAAUAACGUUUAUGGCUACCUUGUCUUUCGUAAGUGACCCCAAAGCGYACUUUCAGUUGCCAUGUCAUCUUCAAUGACAAGUGGAACCAAAAAUCGAAAGCAAAAUUGAUUGCACAUCAAAUAUCAAGAUCUUUGAAAUAUGCUCGAAUGUGCCAUGAAUGUGUGAAAUUUAAUUACUAGAAUAAAAACUAAUAACAA
Molecule: messenger RNA, 1585 nt
Organism: Exaiptasia diaphana
Lineage: Eukaryota; Metazoa; Cnidaria; Anthozoa; Actiniaria; Aiptasiidae
Exons: 7
Coding region: 482-1015 (177 amino acids)
Source: RefSeq, a predicted model, not a curated record